Habropoda laboriosa is the source of this 2334-nucleotide messenger RNA. RefSeq names its product otopetrin-3-like. Gene Ontology annotation, biological process: proton transmembrane transport. NCBI's taxonomy places the organism in Eukaryota, Metazoa, Arthropoda, Insecta, Hymenoptera, Apidae. The transcript has 11 exons. Gene Ontology annotation, molecular function: proton channel activity. The record is from RefSeq and is a predicted model, not a curated record. Gene Ontology annotation, cellular component: membrane. The coding region runs from base 339 to 2267 and encodes 642 amino acids.
CGAAUUCGCGGCUGUUUCGCCUUUCCUGUCGAUCGAUUUCGCGUUAAACGAUUAUCCAACAAUUUCUGAUUUUUUCAUCCGGACGAAAGGAUUCGUGCAACGUUUCUCUCGUUAUUUGUGUAAAUUCGCCGUUCGAUCGACGGGGUUUCCUUGAAAAAUCAUCGCGUCAAUGGUCAUAUACGAAACGCCGCUGCGCUAGAUUUCUCGUAUCACUCGUUCGUCCCCGAUUCGCUAAUCAAAGCGACAAUUUGUAACGCUUCGGAACGAUAUCAGCUAAUUUGUCUACGUGAAAGCCACGAGUAUUAUUCACCGAUCCCCAGGGAAAACGACGAUAGACUAUGAAUAAUAGUCAAUCCAAUAUAACGACGAUUUCCGAGUUUAGAAAUCGCGAUGCGCCGACAUCGAUAACCCUAUCGUCAGAGGCUGAUGGAAAAGACUACCUGUUGUCGCCUCGAGGAAGAACGUCGCAUCUACGGAGACAAAGCAUGUCCUUGACUGCCGUUAUCAACCAACGACGAGGUCUUCUCGGAGCGUUGAUUUCAGGGAUAGGCAGCAACAUGUCGCUGCCCUCGUGCAUCCCUCAGGAUCAGGAAUUUCUAACCGGACAGACGACCGGCCCGAGAACACCGUUGCUGAACAAUCAGAAUCAUCCGGAGAAGAACGAUCACGAGAUGCAAAAGCAACGUCCCAAUUUUCUGCCCCUGACGCCUAUCAACCCGACUUACGUGCCUGUGAACGCCCUGGAUCAGGCGAAAACGAAGCAACAGAUGAUCGAACAACAACGACCGAAGCUUCUCACCGAGAACGGAGUUUGUCACCCGGAAAUGGUGUCGAUCGUGAGCACGCUUUACGCGAAACUGCUAAUCGUGAUCGGUAUCGCUGUACCUGUCACGGCUAGCGUUACCGAAAGAGUUCCAGCUUCGUUGAAUCAGGGAUUUUACAUAUAUCUAUAUGUUGUCAGUGUGACAUUCGUGAUCUCUAUGUACAUUAUCGUAUUGAGAGACAAAGCUGCGAGAAACCGGAUGCAGAAGAACGAGAGAGGACAGACGUUCAAGUACGACGAGAAGGGUGAUCCGGUGAACGUUGGACAGACGCAACAGUACGGCAGCUUUUGUCUGAGGCUCGGCGCGGUGGGAUUUGGCGCCGGCUCGUUGGUAUUUACGGGAUUGCAAAUUGGGGCGGAAAUAGCUUCCGGCCCGUUCAGGGCGAUUACACCGGGUGCCAGGCUGCUGCUGGUCACGGCCCAGAUGCACUUCAUAUUUCUCAACAGCAAAAGUCUCAAUUUGUCCAAGCAUACGGCCCUUGCGAAACUGGGAUUGAUGCACAUGAUCGCGACCAAUCUGUGCGAGUGGCUCCAGGCGCUGGUCGAGGAGACGCAACACGAGAUCGAUCAACUGGGCCACACGCACGACGACGAGGACGGUAUACUGAAGUCGCUGCUGAGAGACGCGAGCCCGUUCCUUUUCCCCUGCACAAUCGAGUUCAGUUUAAUUUGCGCGGUGAUACUGUUCGAGAUGUGGAAGAGGGUGGACGAGAAGAUCGAUGCAAAGAGCGAGAACUCGACGAGAUCUUCGUAUCACCUUAGCAUCGAUUGCAGCAGCUCUCACAGAGGUCUCUUCGGCGGGAUCCUGGUAGUAGCCGCGACGAUACUGAGCCUGAUCAUGUUCUUCGUGCUGAAGGAGGCCAAGAUGAAGAUUGCGAUCGUUCAGGUGACUGCGUUGGACGCGACUAUACUUAUGUUAGGUAUGGUGGCUUCGAGCGCUGGAACCUUGAAGCUCCAAGCGUUGCAACAGAAGAUCGUCAGACCUUCUGAUUUGGACACCACGUUACUGGCAGCAGCUCAAGCCGGUGUCUAUCUGCAUUGUCUUUUUGGCGUUGUCGGUGAUAUAUUAACAAUGGGACCCACUUGGAUUCUCUCCCUGAUCACAGAUUUGUUGGCUUUCGUGCAGAGUACCAGCCAAACGUUGCUCAUCAAAAUCGCAUGGGGAAGGCGUUGCUCGAGAAACGACAAGCCCGGCAAAGAGCUAAUCACCUUCCUAAUAGUCGUCAACAUCGCCCUAUGGACGGUGAACACCCUGGAGAAAUCUCGCGCAGGGGUUCGUCCGGAUCAUCUUCGAUUCUUCGGCGUAUGGGCAUGGACGAUCAUCACGCACGUGUCGAUGCCGUUAGCCAUAUUCUAUCGUUUCCACUCGGCUAUAUGCCUGUUCGAGAUAUGGAAAACCUGUUACAAAAGUAGAUCGAACAGCAUCGUCCAAACUCCAUUCUAACUUCCCCCGCCGAUCGAAACGAUCUAAACGCGAACACUUCUUACCUUGAAUAAAAUGUGAAAGUAAA